CGCGCAGUCGUCGUUGGAAGUAGUAUUGUUGAAGAACUCCGGACGGUGUUGAAACACGCGAAGACUCUUCGGGUGCGCGUUGGUGUAAAUACCUCCGCCACUAUGAUCCUGAUGACGACAAUCUUUUCGCUCUUGUGGUUUAGCACAUUUGCCGCAAACACAUCAACAGAAGUGAAGAACCUCAUGGGAGAACCGGAUUAUCGUAAAGUACGUUUACGUUGGGACCUUGAACAACCACCAGCGGAAGGAUUUCAAGUACGUUAUUGUGAAUUACAAGCGUGGGGAGCACAGAGAUGUCGUUUAAAGAAUAUAGGUGAAGAUGAAGGAAGAGUAUUGAAAGAUGAAAAAAUCGUUUUGUACGAAACAGAUAUUGACGGAUUAAGAAUGGCGACAACGUACACUUUCGAAGUAAGACCAACGAAAAAAGAAGGCAGAGAAGAUCGAUCCGAAGGUGGAGACGACGUUAAUCAAAAUUUAAUAGUUAUACCAACUAAAGGAUUCUCAGCACGCGCCACACAAUGUUUACCACAAGCGAGCGAAAUCGAAGUGUCAACCGGUCCAUAUUUUGCUGGAAGAAUAGCGGUUGAAGCGACAGACGGAGAAAGAUGUAUUUUAGAUGGAGAACCUAACAAUCCAAAAGACACAUACACCCUCAGAAUUAACCAUGCGGAAUGCGGAAGCCAAGUAAACGACACUACCGUUGCCACAUUCGUUAUAGUACAAGAAAACCUGCCGAUUCUAACGCAUAGUACAAGAAGAUUUCUCGUUUUAUGCUCGUAUCAGCCGGAAACGUUAACGGUUAGGGCCGGAUUAAGUCUUCCUGCCCACAAACCGAUGGGCCAAGGACAUGCUUCAAUAAGUCAAGAGGAAAACACUCAGUAUUCUAGGCGCGCAAGAAAGAUGAGGAAUGGGUAUUUAGCGAAACCAGAAGCUUUGGUUGAUGGUACGCAUGAAGAAAUAUUCCAAGAAGAUACCACAAACAAUGCGCUUCCCAUAACAAUAAUUACUUUACUUAUGGUUGCUGCGGUAGCGGGAUUAGUCGCGGCUUCUUUCAAAUGGACACUAAAGAAAGAACAAGAAGAACUGGAUAAUAUAUCGGUGCAUUCUACAGUAUCGGUUAGUAGCACGAGUACAACGAUCGAAGCUGACAGUUCCGAAUGCGGUAGUAAGUAAGUUAAUUCCUGCUUCUCGUGGAAGCGUUCUCUUAACUGUGAUAGGACAAGAGAAACUACAGAUGGGCCUCGACACACGUAACUUCACUUCAAUUAGGGGGGAAACAUGUAUAACAAUUUUUUCUCUGGUGACAAGUUCCACAAUUAAGGCUAAGUAAACACUAUUGCGUAUCAAAAAAAUAAUAUACAAUGUGUUUUUUUAAAUGAGUGAUACUUAAAUACUUUUGUAUAGUACGCAAUUGAUGUAUCUUGUAAGGACGUGUAGUAUUUAUUGUUUAGGUUAUUACUAAGUGUGAAAAAAAUUUGAAAUAAUAAACUAAAUUAAUUAUUAA
Molecule: messenger RNA, 1504 nt
Organism: Onthophagus taurus
Lineage: Eukaryota; Metazoa; Arthropoda; Insecta; Coleoptera; Scarabaeidae
Molecular function (GO): protein binding
Source: RefSeq, a predicted model, not a curated record